Pyricularia pennisetigena is the source of this 2844-nucleotide messenger RNA. RefSeq lists its product as uncharacterized. NCBI's taxonomy places the organism in Eukaryota, Fungi, Ascomycota, Sordariomycetes, Magnaporthales, Pyriculariaceae. The coding region runs from base 1 to 2844 and encodes 947 amino acids. Gene Ontology annotation, cellular component: membrane. The transcript is spliced from 6 exons. The record is from RefSeq and is a predicted model, not a curated record.
AUGGCGGACCCACAGGCGACUCACGCCCGCGAGCAACACGAGAACCUUCCGGCCGAAGAGCAGCACAGGAACCCCUACUCUUCUGCCAACCGAUGGAGGCACCAGGAGUCAUCCAAGUUUGCGCGUCACGCCGCAGCCGCACACGCGCAGGGCUCUACGCCCCAGCCGCGUGAGCCCGAGAACCGCGGCAACUCGGCCGACCUCGCCGCCUUCCUCAACAAGACGCGCAUAACGCCGGCCCAGGAUGCGGAGGCUGGAGGAUCGGAGCCCAAGGACCCCGAGACCAAGUUCACCCCGAUUGUCGUCGGCGCUGCCGAGGCGCGCAAGGAGGCGGGCACCGCAGACCACCCCGAUGUAUACCCCAGUCAGCCUGAGCCCAAGGGCGACGGCAAGGAGAUUGCUUGUGGGCCGCUGCUUAACUAUCGGCGCAUGGAGGCCGGUCGCUGGCUUGGCAGUGUCUUGAUUGUUACAAGAGGCGGUGGAAAGGUUCAGAAGCAUACCCCGACCUUGGUGAUUCGGAAGCUUGGGCCCCGGGUCGCCUCUCCUAACGGAGUCGUCCCAGCCGGAAAUGAGGUGGAAGCUGCUGCAAAAGGACCGUACCAACCUGCCGACGUCGCAGAUGCAGAGACGGCGGACGGUUCAAAGCCAGAAGCUGCCAACAAUACUGAGCUGGUCCGGAACCCUGUUGCUGAAAGCGCUCAAGACGCCCAAGCGCAACAGGAGGGGUCGUCCGUCACGGGCUACUGUCUGUACUCGGACCCGCGCAACACCUUCUGGCGCUUUGAUCUUGAUGUCCCAGUCGAGAGCGAGGAGAUGAGGUGGGAGUAUACUCUGCCUGGCAUGCACUUCAUCAGCAAGACCAAGCCCCAAAGGAACAUAUUUCAUGUUCCGGCCGCAUCCGAGUCGAUGCGCCUCAUGUUCCAUUCAUGCAAUGGUUUCAGCGUGGGAACCGAUGAGGAGGCAUGGAGCGGUCCGGCGCUGUGGAACGACGUCCUCCGUGUUCACGAGGAAAGGCCGUUCCACGUUAUGAUUGGCGGCGGUGAUCAGAUAUACAAUGACGGCAUUCGUGUGGACGGACCGCUCCGCAAGUGGACGGAUAUCGGUAACCCGAAGAAGCGCCGAGAUCACCCAUACCCCGAGAGCCUACGCCAGGAGUACUCGAUAUUUCCCUUUGCAAAUGCCAAUGGGCAGAUUGCUCAACUUAACAUUUGGGAUGACCAUGAUAUUAUUGACGGCUUUGGUUCAUAUACCGAUCAUUUUAUGCAAUGUGAUGUCUUCAGGGGUAUCGGCGGCACAGCCCACAAAUACUACCUUUUGUUCCAGCACCAUCUACCACCUCCCGCAUCAACCUACACGUCAGAUAUCGCCGCUGUUGAAAGGUCGCCUGAUGGCGAAGCGCACGAUCCUAAUCAACUCAUGGACACUUAUGUGGCGCCACGCAUGACUGAAUCGCAGUACAUCGUGGGAAAGAAGCCUGGGCCAUACGUAGCCGAGCACUCGCACAACAUGUACGCGCGCCUGGGUGCACGAAUGGCCUUUGUGGGCAUCGAUGCUCGCACCGAGAGAACGCGGCACCAGAUCAACUACCCAGAGACGUAUGACUUGAUCUUUACUCGCUUGCGAGAGGAGCUGAGCGCCGCCAAGCAACAGGGCCAACCGAUUCGGCACUUGAUAGUGCUUCUGGGCAUCCCGAUUGCCUAUCCGCGUCUCACCUGGCUCGAGAAUGUAUUUUCCAGUCCACUCAUCGGUCCGAUCAAGUUCCUGAACCGGCGUUUCGGGUUUGGAGGCGGCUUCUUCAACCACUUUGACGGCAGUGUUGACCUGCUGGAUGAUCUGGACGACCACUACACGGCGCGAACGCACAAGCGGGAACGAAACAGCCUCAUUGAGCGGUUGCAGGGUGUUUGCGCCGAGCACUCUGUGCGUGCUACCAUCUUGGGCGGCGAUGUUCACCUGGCGGCAUUUGGUCGCUUCUACUCCAAUCCCAAGCUGGGGAUCCCGAUUGAGAAUGAUCAUAGGUACAUUCCCAACGUGAUCUCAUCAGCCAUUGUCAACAAACCUCCGCCGGCAGCGGUCGCAAACCUGCUUGCCCGCCGCAAUAAGAUUCACCAUUUGAACCGCGACACAGACGAGACGCUGUUGAAGUUGUUCGACAAGGAUCCGGGUGACUCGAGCAAGACAGCUGGGCACAAUAGUGUGACCAUGCCCAGUCGCAACUUUGCAAUCAUCACCGAGAACUCGGCCAACAAUGGCAGCCGUCAACAGGCCGCGGGAUCGGGAGCUACGUACCUCGCUCCCCCGGGGGCUACGAACGGUACCAAUGGUACAAAUGGCGGUGCUGCCAACGGGAACACCAGCAAUACUCACCUGGCUCCUCCGGGAUCGUCCGCCGGUGCCAGCGCCAUCACCUCGGCUGCUUCGUCGGUCAGCUCGCAGGUGCCCGGCAAGAACGGGCACUACCCGAUCAGUGCAGGCGAGACGGGGUGCGGUACGACGCACCGCGCGGCGACGGCAAAACACGGUACGGCGGCCGACGGCAGCCUGGACAUCUGCAUCCGCGUCGAGAUUGACAACUCGGACAAGAAGGGCACUACUCAGUCGUACGGCCUCUCGAUCCCGGCCCUCGAAUUUGACGCGGCGCAGCCGGCGCACAGGAGGACGCUGACCGAGGCUGCCAAAGCUGCCAUCUCGGCCGGCCACACGGACACGGCCAUGGACGGCAAGCAAAAGACCGAAAAGGGCGCUUUGGCUGGGCAAAUAAACGGGCACGAGCAGGCCGCCAAUGGGGCUGGCGCUGCAGGUAGCGCUCCUGUCCCUGUUGUGAAUGGUCAGAAGACGCAGUAA